This is a messenger RNA of Magnolia sinica, 1568 nucleotides long. Its product is annotated as protein terminal ear1 homolog. NCBI's taxonomy places the organism in Eukaryota, Viridiplantae, Streptophyta, Magnoliopsida, Magnoliales, Magnoliaceae. Gene Ontology annotation, molecular function: RNA binding. The transcript is spliced from 4 exons. The record is from RefSeq and is a predicted model, not a curated record. Bases 330 to 1301 code for a protein of 323 amino acids.
CGAUGCAGUCCUGAGGAUUUUCUAAUCAUAAAAAAGCCCAUAUCCUAGGCAAGCCCGGGCCCAGGCAACAAUCUCAGCGCAGGGCCUUUUUUACGUAUUUAUGGAAGGAUGCAUGUUUGCAUUCAUGCUUUCUUCAGCCAUGCAAUCUUCAUCUUCUCUGACCCUUUCCUCGCCUGGCUAUCUCUUUUAAAACUAAUUCCAUGCAAGAAAAUCUUCUCCUUAUCUGACCGGUGGACCUCUCUCUCUCUCUCUAUCAGAUAUAUAAUUUCUAUAAAGCUUCUCUGUUGUUGUUUUUCUUCGUCAUUUACUUUUCUCUAUUUCUCGUUUCCAUGAAAAUGUUGAAUCCAAAAGCCCCAUCAUUCGAAUACUACCAUCUUUUGCAGAGGCGCAACUACUCUCUUGAUUUCUCGUAUCUUACAUACCCAGCACCAUCGACACUUCUCCCGUACUUUUAUCCCUUCAUUCAAACCCAACGGCCUUCUAUCUACGAUGGCUUUUUGACUUACUUUCCGAGGCUCCCACAGCCUCCGACUUUCCUCUCUCAUUCGCUUGCCGCAAUCAGCAGCAACGAAGGCCAAAGCUGCAAGGGUGUUGAGAUGUCGUUUGAGCUUCCUGCUGUUGUAGAUGAAAUACCCACGAACCCAUCAGAGCCCACGGCCGAGAAAACAGUAGCAGUGGGGUGUGGGCGAUUUCGUGGUGGCUCCACUACUCUGUCUCGUUGUUUUGAGAAGAAGAGCUUGAUUUGGAGGCCGAAAGUGCAAGCAAAAGAAUCAAAGGUAGAGGAAGAAAACCCUUCUCAAAGUCCCAUAUCUCCUUUUGAAUUCGUUGUCUCGGAAUCGGAACGUGAGAAAAGAACCACUGUCAUGAUAAAGAACAUACCCAACAGAUACAGUAGGAGUAUGUUGCUGGAGUUGCUUGACAGGCACUGUGCCGAAGAGAAUGAGAAAGCCCAGAUGGAUUCUGACCCAUCUCUCUCGGAAUAUGAUUUUGUAUACUUGCCAAUCGAUUUCAAAAAUAAAUGCAAUUUGGGGUACGCUUUUGUCAACUUCACUACUACUAAGGCCGCUGCGAGAUUAUACAAAUCCAUGAAUAAAUUCAAGUGGGCUGUUUUCGAUUCCAGGAAGAUUUGUGAAAUCUUCUACGCUCGAAUUCAAGGGAAGGACGCUUUGGUGGAGCAUUUCCAGAAUUCGUUUUUCAAGUGCGAUUCGGACGAGUUUCUGCCGGUUCUUCUCUCACCGCCUCGGAACGGUUCCACCUCACGCACGGUACCAUCCGUCAUCGGAAGACGAAAAGCUUGCUGAGUGAGAAAAUUGACGAAUUUGCCCUUAAAGGGGCGGUGUGGAACAGUGAUAGUUUCUCUCGUAGCAUUGGAAUUAGUGUUUUUCUUGUACGGGGAAGUGAUAUCUGAACCCUAUCCCGUUGACGCAUGCACCAGAUUUUUCUACUUUCUGGAUGUAAGAGUAGAAGACGGGGUUUAUGCGUCAAAAAGAGAGGGUUCAGAUAUCAACUCCGAUUGUAUAUGUAAUGUAGCUCUGCCCGUGGAGUGGAAGUGAUUGUGUCACUUCUUU